CGCAUCGUAUUGCCUAUCAACAGAGUAGAGCUUCCUCUCCAGACUGUGAAGAGCCCAUGCAUCCCGGAUACUCGAGAAACGGGACACACACACCGGCCCCACCCUCACCCUGUGGUAGUCAUAUGACACCAUCUCCCCUCAGAGCGGCGAUGAACGAUGUCAUGUCCUCUUUACACGAUAUGACAUCGUUUUCGCAAUCGCCGCCUCCUGCAACCAGAAAAGAACCAUCGCCGCCUAAUGUGUGGUCUCCCGAUGCAUUCGAGCAGAUCAGAACCAGCACAAGAGAGCAAUCGCGUGCGCAGUCUUCGUUGGGCUUCGCAUCCCAUCGGCAGCUCGAGGACUAUGGAUUAGCUAGCUUGCAUCUGCCUGCGAUUCCUUCCUCUCACGAUGAUGGUGCUGGUGACAACCACUACGUGCAGCGGAUGGAGCAGCAGCUGCGACAUGCCAAGUCAUUCUCCGAUCAAGCACCGCAACCGCCCCUCAAAGAUGCACAGUAUUCUGCUCGACCAACCACUUCCAGUAGUGGCUCCAGUCAAAACUCGAAUGGCCGACAGCCCCAGUCUCGGCAGCAACAUCCGCAGCUACGACAUCGGAAGUCUGCAUUUGAGGUGGCACCGAGAGCUUUGGACAGAACCUACACGACCAAGACGAAUGUGACAAAUUCCACGGAGACAUCUUCUGCGACGCAGAGUAGCACGAGUACCCAACUGACCAGCCGAAGCAUCAUGUCUGGGUACUCUGCUGGAGGGUUCAGUGCUACGAGUGCCGGCAGUCUCGCACGGCGCAAAUUUGGUCUCGGCAGUCAGCGAGAGCGGCGGGAGAUGGGGCACACCAAGUCGCUUGGGGACAUCAAUUCCAGCACGAGAGGAGUUGCUGAAAGUGGAAGUGCAGCUUCGGGACCCAGUUACCACGAAAGCCAUGCUUCUUACAAUCAGCCACUUCUCACUCCGGUUGCAGAUUGGAACAAGGACCCCAUGGAAGAUGCUGGAAUACUGGGCGGACUCAGCUCGCCGCAGGGUAGACGGAGUGGCUUCUUCAAACGCAUGAUUGAGACUGCCAAGACAACCGCGAGAACCGGCGCCGCAAAUGCACGUUCCACGAUUGGUAGUGCCAGUGGCAGUCGCCCAAGCAGUCGUGCUGGCAGUCGCAGUCCCACGAAGAGCCUCAUCGGGAGCAACGGCAUCACUGCGAUCGCAGGUGGAAUGGCUAGCCGCCCGGGAACUACAUCUGGAAUGACCUCCCGAGAUAUGGGUCUGAGUGGGGGAGGCGAUUGGAUGCAGGUGAGGCGCGACGUCAACCGCUCGAACUCACUCAGCCAAAGAGAGCGAGACGAUCGUGCCGAGCGCUGCGAGAUGCACGAUAUCCCCGUGAUGCGCCCGAUCGACCAGCUCCACGAGUACGUCGAGGGCGAUGAAGGUCUCGAUGGUCUACCCGUGGACGAGCCCACGGACUUCCAGUUGCCCAACCUUCAACUCGUUGACAAAAGUACGCGUUUCAUUCAUAGCAUCCCCCCGAUGACAACCGCCUCUUCGCUGGCGCAGAGCUUCGUGUGUCGGCCACACCGCAGUGACGUGCAAAGACUGCGUGCAAUCUUCACAUGGGUUUCAGAACGCAUCACGUGGGAAGAAGACUAUGAAGGCCAGAUUGAUACCCGCAGAGCGAUUCAGACCAAACGCGCGUGCAGUGAAGAGAUUGCACUGUUAGUGCGCGACAUGUGUACUGCAGUCGGUCUGCACGCCGAGGUAGUUCGUGGUUACCUGAAGGGACCGGGCGAAGUGCUGGACCUGGACACCAUUGCCCGUCCCAACCACUGGUGGAACGCCAUGAUUGUGGACGGAGAGUGGCGCAUGAUGGACUGUUCUCUCGCGAAUCCGACGCAUCCUCAACGAAGCACGUACAGCUCUGCCAGUAGUCAGGUUGCAGAGUCCUGGUACUUCUUGACGAGGCCCAUGGAGUUGUGUUAUACGCAUAUUCCUCUGCUGCCCGAGCAACAGCAUUUGGUGCCCCCGAUUGAGCAUGAAGUGUUGAUAUCUCUGCCUUGCGCAUGUCCCUCGUACUUCCGCAAUGGCGUUGAGCUUGCAAACUUCCAUACCAGCAUGCUGCAUUUGGAGAACCUGGAGAUGGCGCACCUGCACAUUCUUGUGCCUGAGGAUGUCGAGGUCGUAGCUAUGACCGAGUCGAGAGCGUUUGCACAGGAUGCGGAUGGAGAUUACUUUGAAAGUGGCGACAUCACCACCAAAAAGGCGUUUGCACAGGCCGAGUGGACUGGCGGCCGGAAGCGAUUCACGGUGAAGGCACUCCUGCCCGGCGAUGAGGGACAAGGCGUGCUGAAGAUCUACGCGGGCAAACGUGGGCUCAUGCACUCCAUCAAGGACAAUCCUCAUGCUAUGGCACUUGCCAUGCCGCUCACUCAUUCUGGUCAGAACCCACCCUACGACUUCUUGACACGACACCCCACGCCUCAUGCGCAGCGUCACGACUUGUAUGUCGCGCAGCCACAGUGUUCCCGACUGACACUGAACAAUACCUUUGUCUUUUGCGUGCGACAACACCCCUCAUCACUUUCCCGGUUCACUCCUGACACGUGGGGUGCUUCCUCUUCGGCACAUGGUCGUGCUCCGUCGCCGGGGCCGUUGAUGCGACCGUCGAGCGCGAUGAGUAUGGUCUCCAUGACGACGUCCAACCAAGGCAGCAACUUUGGCUCCGAGUCUUCCGACCCGAUGACAGCGGCACAACAGAAGCCCGCCAAGCUGGCUAUACAGAGCCCGAGUCAAAAGAUCAUUCGACUGACGAGGAAGCAAGACAAUGUCACGAGAAAUGUGGAAGAAGACAUGGGACUGACGACUAUUUGGGAGACGGUGAUUAAGAUUGGCGAGAGAGGUACAUGGAGAGGACUCGUGCUUGCCGAUCGGAGCGCGAGGUGGUGCGUCUUUGCCGAGUGGGAGUGUACGUGACGAUAUUGAUGAUGAUGAUGAGGACUGAUGAUGACGAUGUCGUCGACGAUGAGAGAGCACCAUGUGAUGAUUGAAGGUGUACGAUACGUUUCUGACACGGGCAUUGGGGAUAGCAUCGUCUAGCGAGUAUUAGCAUGGUGUUGUGGCGUCUCUUGCAUGAGCUGGGCUUGACACAGCUGUAGAACUAAUAGAGAAUAAU
Molecule: messenger RNA, 3153 nt
Organism: Sphaerulina musiva SO2202
Lineage: Eukaryota; Fungi; Ascomycota; Dothideomycetes; Mycosphaerellales; Mycosphaerellaceae
Exons: 1
Coding region: 57-2954 (965 amino acids)
Source: RefSeq, a predicted model, not a curated record